AAUAUACACUGACCAGUUAAGGUGGCAAACACAAGAAAUCAACACUAAUGAUUUACUAUAUCUUUUUAAAUUAGGAUAAUGCAGCCUAGAUUUAGUAAAUUACGUUUUUUUUUUUUUUAAAGUACGAAAGAGAAUCAAACUUUAGCUUUUUCUUCUGAGUACUUUUUUCUUGGAUUCUCAAUUGUCACCAAGCUUUCCCCCCUUCUCCCUUCUAAUUCUUGGUUGUUUUUGAAACAUAUAAGAACCGAUUUUAAGUGGGAAUUUCUUUUUCUCAAUAAAAAGUGCACUUUAGUCCCCCAUUAACCGAAUUUCACGGGCAAGCCUUUGCCUUUUUCUUUUAAUUGAAAAAGUUGGAAUAACAUCUCAAUCAUUGAAAGAACGAACUUGCCUCAACUGAUGCAUCUGAAAGAAUUUCCCAACUUCAAAACCUGCUACAUGGUAAGCAUGUGUAAGACCGUGUCUUAAUAAUCUUUCUAUUUCUAUGUAAAGCUGCAAUAAGUGAUGUUUCUGCAUCAACAAACAAAAAAAUUAUCAUACUAAAACUCAAGUUCUUAGAGAAAGUUGCUGGUUCAAAUUAUAUGAAAUCAUUUCUCCACAAUUUCUAAAUCAAGCCUGAAAACUAUUCAAAACCAUAUUUCAUGUUUAAGUUCUGCUUUACUUUCCGAAUGACACAUCACUGUUUUUAGACUAUUUUCAUGCUCACCCCAAGUUACUCCAUGUCACUGAACAAAACAUAGUAAUUAUGACUUUUAACAUGUUCAUCCUUCUUAGCUGUAUGAUCAACUAACAAUUUGCCAUAAUUUUCCAAAGCCAAACCAUGAAAGGAUGAAGAACUGUUAAGGUCAUAACUUGGAACUACCACUUGCCUCCAUUUCUCACCAAACAAUCAUCCAUGAAGUUCAAGUUCUCUAUUGUUCCAUUUGUUCUGCUAAGCUUCACUUUGUCUCUGUUUGGCUUGAUUGUAGCAGACUUGAACUCUGACAGACAAGCUCUCCUUAAGUUUUCUUCUAGUGUCCCACAUGCCCCAAGGCUAAAUUGGAAUGAAUCUACUCCAAUUUGCACUUCAUGGGUUGGUGUGACUUGCAAUUCAAAUGGAACUCGUGUCAUUGGCAUCCAUCUUCCAGGGAUUGGAUUCAAGGGCUCCAUUCCAGAGAACAUCCUAGGAAAACUAGAUGCUCUUAGAAUCCUGAGCCUUCAUUCCAAUGACCUUAGAGGAAAUCUUCUUUCUGACAUCCUUUCCAUUCCUUCACUCCAAUAUGUAUACCUACAGCACAAUAACUUCUCAGGUCCAAUCCCUUCCUCUAUCUCCCCUAAACUCAUUGCAUUGGAUAUUUCCUUUAACUUCUUCUCCGGGAGUAUACCACCUACAUUUCAGAAUCUGAGAAGAAUCACCCGGUUGUUUCUCCAAAACAAUUCCAUCUCUGGAGCUAUCCCUGACUUCAACCUUCCAAGGCUCAAAUAUUUGAAUUUGAGCUAUAAUAACUUGAAUGGCUCAAUUCCAAGUUCCAUCAAUAAAUUCCCAUAUACUUCUUUUGUUGGGAACUCUCUCUUAUGUGGACCACCUCUCAAUCAUUGUUCUGUAAUCUCCCCUUCUCCAUCUCCUUCUCCUGUUUACCAACCACUCUCUCCAGCAACUACCCAAACUAAAAAAGGUACCACUUCAAAGAAUUACUUUGGCCUAGGUUCUAUACUUGCUCUAGCAAUUGGGGGGUGCGCCUUCCUCUCUCUCCUUGUUUUGGUGAUCUUUGUAUGCUGUUUGAAGAAGAAAAAGAGUAAAAGCAGUGGUAUACUGAAAGUAAAGGCAUCUUGUGCUGGAAAAACUGAGGUUUCAAAGAGUUUUGGGAGUGGUGUGCAAGAGGCUGAAAAGAACAAGUUGUUCUUCUUUGAAGAUUGCUUUUAUCGCUUUGACCUUGAAGAUUUGUUAAAGGCUUCAGCUGAAGUUCUUGGAAAGGGGAGCUAUGGAACAACAUACAAGGCUUCUUUGGAGGAGGGAACAUCAGUGGUAGUUAAAAGGUUGAGAGAAGUUAUGGCUGGAAAGAAAGAGUUUGAGCAGCAGAUGGAGGUUAUGGGAAGAAUUGGACGACACCCUAAUGUCAUGUCCCUUCAAGCUUAUUACUAUUCCAAAGAUGAGAAACUUCUAGUCUAUAACUACAUGCCAGGAGGAAGCUUGUUUUCCUUGUUGCAUGGAAGAACUCCAUUAGACUGGGUUUCAAGAAUGAAGAUAGCACUUGGAGCUGCAAAGGGAAUUGCUUCCAUUCAUUCUGAGGGGGGUCCAAAAUUCACUCAUGGCAACAUCAAGUCAUGCAAUGUGCUCAUAACACAAGAACUUGAUGGUUGCAUAGCUGAUGUUGGACUAAAGCAUCUGAUGAACCCCUCAGCAACCAUGUCAAGGGUCAAUGGUUAUCUUGCACCUGAAGUUACUGAGUCCCGGAAGAUCACACAGAAGUCUGAUGUUUACAGCUUUGGGGUGCUCCUUCUUGAAAUGCUUACUGGUAAGACCCCACUGGGAUAUCCAGGGUAUGAUGACAUGGUUGAUCUUCCAAGGUGGGUAAGGUCUGUGGUUCGUGAGGAAUGGACAGCUGAAGUUUUUGAUGAGGAGCUGCUGAGAGGGCAAUAUGUUGAAGAGGAGAUGGUGCAGAUGCUUCAGAUUGCACUGGCUUGUGUGGAAAAGGUUGCAGAUGAUAGACCAAGAAUGGAUGAAGCUGUUAGAAACCUAGAGGAAAUCAGACACCCUGAGUCAGAGUCUAAUGUUCAAACACCAUGAUUUUUUUGUUGCCAACUGCAAUUGAAAGUGAGAGAAUUUUCAUUUUCUAUGAGACAUUGUGUGUGUAAUGCUUAUCUGUUCUGAUAAGCAUGUUUCAUUGUGAGAACACUAAUGUUUCAAUUCCAUG
This is a messenger RNA of Gastrolobium bilobum, 2891 nucleotides long. Its product is annotated as probable inactive receptor kinase At5g58300. Gene Ontology annotation, biological process: protein phosphorylation. The record is from RefSeq and is a predicted model, not a curated record. The coding region runs from base 893 to 2764 and encodes 623 amino acids. Gene Ontology annotation, molecular function: protein binding; ATP binding; protein kinase activity. Lineage: Eukaryota; Viridiplantae; Streptophyta; Magnoliopsida; Fabales; Fabaceae. The transcript has 2 exons.